CUUUGACAAGUCCCUUCACCGUCGAUAUUUUUUUCUCCCUUCAUAUCUCAUAUUUCUUGGCUGAACUCAAUGUGGAGACCCGCCACUCGUCAGAUUACAGGCACUAAUGAUGUACCUUUGGGGAACCGUCGUCGAUUUGGUCCAGCACCCACCGAGGACGCAGCUCCUCCGCAACUUGCUCAACCGUCUCCUUCUGCGUACCCCAAAGCUCAAGAGAAUGAGGGCUCGGGAAAACGCGGCAGAGAAGAGUCGCCGCAAAAUGGAGAUCCGAAAGUGGAUCCUAAUGCUCCUCGUAAACGACGAAGUCGGUGGGGAGACGCCAAGACAGAAAUUCCUGGACUUCCGACAGCUAUAUCCGCCGUCGGUGUUUCGCAAGCUCAACUUGACAAUUACGCUAUCCACUUGCGGUUGGAGGAGAUCAAUCGAAAACUCAGAUUGAAUAAUUUCGUUCCACCUGAGCGUGAACGAUCACCUUCGCCUCCUCCCACUUAUGAUGCCCACGGUCGACGAACCAACACUCGUGAAGUCCGGUACAAGAAAAAGCUCGAGGAUGAGCGAAUCAAAUUAGUCGACCGUGCCAUGAAAAACGACCCAAACUUCCGUCCUCCAGUUGAAUACGCCCAACAGAAACGCUCCCAGCGUCCCUCUGAUAAAGUUUACAUUCCAGUCAAAGAAUUUCCUGAAAUUAACUUCUUUGGUCUGCUCGUCGGUCCUCGUGGAAACAGUUUGAAGAAAAUGGAGACGGAAAGUGGGGCGAAGAUUAGUAUUAGGGGGAAGGGCAGCGUGAAAGAAGGAAAGGCUCGGCCAGAUCAAUACGCGGAUGACGCUGAGGAGGACCUCCAUUGUCUUGUUCUCGCCGAUUCUGAGGAAAAAGUGGCGGCUUGCGUCAGGCUGAUCAACAAGGUCAUCGAAACUGCUGCUUCUACACCUGAAGGCCAGAACGAGCACAAGAGGAACCAAUUGCGUCAACUGGCAGCACUCAAUGGUACUCUUCGUGAUGAUGAGAACCAGAUAUGUCAGAACUGUGGUGGUGUCGGACAUCGUAAAUACGAUUGUCCGGAGCAGCGCAACUUCACGGCCAACAUCAUCUGUCGUGUUUGUGGCAGCGCUGGACAUAUGGCUCGCGACUGUACGGUAAAUAAGGACCCGAAUGCGCCUCCUCCUCCUCCCACUCCUCCAGUGGGUCGUGGCGGUUUCGACUCCGAGUAUGCCAAGUUGAUGGCGGAGCUUGGUGAGCCCGGUGCUGCUGCUCCAGAUAUGUCGAAGCCUUCGUGGGCUGCUGGUCCUAGAUCAGGACAGGAUAUCACUGGUGGAGGAACGAAUAUCCCUCCGUGGCGUCGUCCUGAGAAUUGGCAAUCUAAUGUUCAGCCUCAGCAGCAGCAGCAGUUCCGGCCUCAGGGAGGUUACGGCGGUGGAUAUGGUGCUUCAGGUGGUGGGUAUGGCGGUGGACAAUGGUCAGGCCAGGGAGGUUAUCCUCAACAAUCGCAGGACUACAACUAUGCGUCCUAUUACCAGGGUCAAUACGCUCAACAGCAAACUAGCUAAAUCGUUCGCAUUCCCUCCCUUAUGCUGUAUAACAUUUUACCUCUCAGCUUCGAACCUUCUGAUCCGGGUUUUUCCUCAUCUCGCUAACCGUUUGCCCAGUUCCAACGAUCGAAUUUCGCAGACUGCUUCGACUCGACUUUUCUUAUUAGUACUCAGUACUCAGUACUCAUCAUUCACUGACCAUUCAUCCACAGAGUGAUGGGUAGGCGCGAUUAUUGGCUGACCACUGACCUCUCUAACCUUACUUGAAUGUUUCCUUCCGAGAAUAUUUGAUUUGAAGUUUGUAGGGUGUGUGUUGGGUAUGUCGUAAAUCUAUAUCCUCAUUGAUCUGCA
Molecule: messenger RNA, 1878 nt
Organism: Lentinula edodes (shiitake mushroom)
Lineage: Eukaryota; Fungi; Basidiomycota; Agaricomycetes; Agaricales; Omphalotaceae
Exons: 6
Coding region: 70-1545 (491 amino acids)
Biological process (GO): regulation of mRNA splicing, via spliceosome
Cellular component (GO): nucleus
Molecular function (GO): zinc ion binding; mRNA binding
Source: RefSeq, a predicted model, not a curated record